AUGAGAGUAUUGACGCGAUUGACGAGUUACGCGCAAAUAGGGAUGCUUGGGGUGACUUUUCGAGGGUCGCAAUUUAUUCGAGAGUUGUUUCCAGCCGGGACGCAAAUCCCGGACUGGGUGUCGUCCAUGGAAACGAAUAAGAUGCACUCGAUGUUAACGAUUCACUUCCUCGGGAACUUGUUGAAACAGAAUUUUGGGAACACCGGGGCGUUCGAGAUUUAUUACGACGGGGACGUCGUGUUUAGCAAGUUGAAGGAGAAGAGAAUGCCGAGGUUGGAGGAGAUCGUGGACGGGAUACGCGAGAGACGAGAGGAGAGAGGAUUCAAGUACACGAAGCCGAAGGAGAUGUUGCCGGAAAGGAUGAGGAUGCAAGGAGGAGGACAAUAA
Messenger RNA from Bathycoccus prasinos, 387 nucleotides. RefSeq lists its product with no specific name. Gene Ontology annotation, molecular function: thioredoxin-disulfide reductase (NADPH) activity. The coding region runs from base 1 to 387 and encodes 128 amino acids. Lineage: Eukaryota; Viridiplantae; Chlorophyta; Mamiellophyceae; Mamiellales; Bathycoccaceae. Gene Ontology annotation, biological process: cell redox homeostasis. Gene Ontology annotation, cellular component: endoplasmic reticulum membrane. The transcript has a single exon. The record is from RefSeq and is a predicted model, not a curated record.